AUAACAGUAAUCUGUGCAAGACUCCAUCGUCGUACAGGAAACUUCACUUUGGAAUCUUUGCACACUUUACCAUGUACCUGCACUGGAUAAUAUUUUCUCUUGCGUUCGGUUGGGUGAGCGCCGCUGGUAACUGCAGUUAUAAGAGUCUUAUAGAACAUCUUGGCUUGGAUGGUGAUAACGUUCAGAUGAAGUCCAUGAGGCCUGUGUAUAACUGGAGAACCCCUACCAAAGCUUUUGUGGACCUGUAUGUGACCUCCAUCACAGAUGUGAAUGAAAAAGCCCAAAGCAUUUCAACACAAAUUACAUAUGAAUCUGGAUGGGUCAGUGAAUUUACAAAGUGGAGCGAACGUGACUUUUGUGGGAUCUGUAUGUUGUCGGUUGAAAAAGAUAAGAUCUGGAUUCCAGACAUUGUCUUCACUGAAAGUAUCAAGACAGACUUUGCAACUAUACAAAAUCCAUACGUAAAGUUGAUCAGUUAUGGUUUGAUAGCCCAGUUUGAAACUUUAGCUGUGACCAGCACUUGUAAGAUAGACUUGAUCAAGUUUCCCUUUGAUGUCCAAACCUGCUCUCUGACCAUUCAUUCUCCAAUGCAUCCAGCUAUGGAGCUUACACUUGACCCAUAUUCUGAUGCAUCAGUCCUGACGUCCAGCUCCAAAAAGGCCUUUCAAACUCAGGGCGAGUGGGAACUCCUCAAUAUAAAUAUGUCGAAAGCCAAUGCGAGCACUCUACACAGCCUACAGGAUCAGCUGAUAUAUACGUUCACCAUGAAAAGGAGACCUCUACUGUACGUCAUCACCUUCAUAUCACCUGUGUUUUGCUUUCUUGUGUUGGACGUGGCCUCCUUCUUCAUCGAUGCGGGCGGAGGAGAGAAGCUGAGCUUUAAGGUCACUUUGCUGCUGUCCAUUUCUGUGUUGCUGCUCAUUCUUAAUGACAAGCUGCCAUCCACCGCCAAUGAAGUCCCAUGGAUUGGGGUCUAUUGCAUUGCGAUUUUCAUUCUCAUUGGCAUCAGCAUUCUGGAGACCAUCCUUGUGAAUUUUUUAAUGGCUGAAGGAGAGCAGAUUCAGAGUCCAGAGCCACCCGUGGAUUCCUCAUCUGCUGUUACUGACAUCAACAGCCCAUCGGAUUCAGCGUCAGACAGGAAUGACAACCAGUCUCAUAUCCUUGGUUCUCUGAAGCAGAUCCUCAAGAAGCCUUACACUGUGACCCAUGAGAAUCGAGUGGAGAGAAGAUGCCUGUACUGGACCAGAGCCGCCCAGAUAAUAAACAUUAUCUUCUUGAUUCUUUACAUCAUCACCAUUAUUGUGCUUCUAGCAAUCAUUUAUAACGCUUGGUUCACAGAGUAAAUUCAGCUGCUCUUUAUUGAUGAGCUAACUUUCUGCAUGGUUUGAAAAGAUCAUUAAGAAAUAUAGAUUUGUCAGUUAUACAUGUGCAAAAUAAAAAAUGAUGACAUUAUUUUUUGCAAUAAAUAAACUUUUAGGCUUUUUAUAGAAAGCAAUACAUAUUUUACUAAAUACACUCUAAAAAAUGCUAUAUGUUGAAAUAGGCAAACCUAACCGAUGCGUUUUACAUUUAUGCUGGGUUGAUUUAGCCCAAACACUUAAUCCUGUCGGUUUGUCCUUUUUUGACCCAACAAUGGCUUGAAAAGUGCAUGUAUUGUAUUCAUUUAUAUUCACCAAAACAAUUAUCUUGACAAAAAGUCUUUAAUUCCACCAACAGCAAAUAAUAGCCUAUUAAUCUUUUAAGUCGUUUUAUUUUUUUAGACUCAACAAGAGUGUAACCUUUGAAGUGUUGCUGUUGUUAUCCAAACAAUAAUACGUUUUGGAGAUUUCUCAGUAGUUUGACUUAAAGAAUCAGAUGAGCUAUAGAUAAGAUUUUCUAUAUUUUAUUUUAUAUUGUCUUUACCGUAAUCGCAUUUGGAUCGGUUACUCCUAGAUAUGUCAACUGUAUCGAUGUCCUCAUUUUGUCUUUCUCCUGUAAAAUUAGGGCUGUCACGAUUAUUAAAUAAUCGUCUCAUCGCGAUUGUUUGACCUCAUCGCCAUGAUUUCGGAUCAUCGCAAUUAUCGCACAUCUCUAUAGAAGACACUAGGGGGAACUGUAGUGCAUCUGCAUAUUGCAUAUUUUAGUGUAUAUAUUGUUACUAAAGCAUGGUAAUACUUGUAAAAUGUACCACCACAACACAAUUACUUAAAAAAAAAACCUAAAACAUAUACAAAUUACCUGCAGUACAAUUUAAUAUUAUUUAAGCAAAUCUCAGUGUGAAAACCAGUCUACCAAAAUUUCAUUAACACACAAGUAAAAUUUUACUGUAGUCUUGCAAGUGAGAAAAAAAACAGACUAGAAGCUUUUCUAUGACUGAUAGUAUUUUAAUGGUGGCUUCAAUUCACACCUGAUCAAUUUACUUCAUUUACAAGUAUUUGGUGGUUGUAUUAUUGACAGGUAAAAGCCUAAACCUUAAAUAUAUGAUGAUCCAAUUUUUUCCGUUGUAUUUCCAAGAAA
Messenger RNA from Triplophysa rosa, 2496 nucleotides. RefSeq names its product 5-hydroxytryptamine receptor 3A-like. The transcript has 9 exons. The coding region runs from base 72 to 1343 and encodes 423 amino acids. NCBI's taxonomy places the organism in Eukaryota, Metazoa, Chordata, Actinopteri, Cypriniformes, Nemacheilidae. The record is from RefSeq and is a predicted model, not a curated record. Gene Ontology annotation, molecular function: transmembrane signaling receptor activity; neurotransmitter receptor activity; extracellular ligand-gated monoatomic ion channel activity. Gene Ontology annotation, cellular component: synapse; neuron projection; membrane. Gene Ontology annotation, biological process: regulation of membrane potential; signal transduction; chemical synaptic transmission.